AUGUCCGGCCGAGGGAAAUCCGGCGGCAAAGCGCGAGCCAAAGCCAAGUCUCGCUCCUCCCGGGCCGGCCUGCAGUUCCCGGUGGGCCGCGUGCACCGGCUCCUGCGGAAGGGCAACUACGCGGAGCGGGUCGGGGCCGGGGCACCCGUCUACCUGGCCGCCGUGCUCGAGUACCUGUCGGCGGAAAUCCUGGAGCUGGCCGGUAACGCCGCUCGGGACAACAAGAAGACGCGGAUCAUCCCCCGGCACCUGCAGCUCGCCAUCCGCAACGACGAGGAGCUCAACAAGCUGCUGGGCGGGGUGACCAUCGCCCAGGGCGGCGUCUUGCCCAACAUCCAGGCCGUGCUGCUGCCCAAGAAAACCCAGAGCUCCAAGAAAUGA
This is a messenger RNA of Emys orbicularis (European pond turtle), 381 nucleotides long. RefSeq names its product histone H2A type 2-B. Gene Ontology annotation, molecular function: DNA binding; protein heterodimerization activity; structural constituent of chromatin. NCBI's taxonomy places the organism in Eukaryota, Metazoa, Chordata, Testudines, Emydidae. The record is from RefSeq and is a predicted model, not a curated record. Gene Ontology annotation, cellular component: chromatin; nucleosome. Gene Ontology annotation, biological process: heterochromatin formation. Bases 1 to 381 code for a protein of 126 amino acids. The transcript has a single exon.